UUAGCUCGAAUGAUUCUUACGUAAAAGAGUCAAUGAUAAGAGGGUUCGGAGUGAAUAGAUUUACUAAAGUGCUAUUAUUUGCACGCCACUACAAUGCCGCCACGACAGGACCUAAGCGCCCAGGAAACGGAUACGGUGACAAAUGCCGUAUGGGCAAUGCUGCAAUUCAAAUGAGUGAGCCGCAAUUAGUCGCGAAACUUUUAGAGCUUUUUCCCGUCGAAAAGUCUUGGGUUCCAGUCAGCAAGUGGGCACAAAGCCUUUCGGAUGAAGUAAAAGAGCUUCUUGUGGCUUACGACGGCUUAGGGAAAUUUGUUUCAAAACAAAGUAAUUUUUUUAUUGUGAGAACUGAAAAUGGUGUGAAAAUGGUUUCCUUGACGACGAUGGGCGUGAGUUUGUGCCAGGGGCGUGAGAAAAAAGAAAAAUUUGAGCGUAUGAAAAGCGAGAAGUUCAGUCAAAGGCGAGAUUUUAGGAUACCGACCUCAAGUUAUCAAAACAAGAAGGCAAAUUUCACACCUAAUAGGAAUUCAUAAUAGUUCAUACUCAUACAAUUUUGGCGAUAAUACUUUUUACUUACUUUCCUUACUAGUGAUUCUCAUUUGAGGUGCAAAAA
Molecule: messenger RNA, 610 nt
Organism: Phytomonas sp. EM1
Lineage: Eukaryota; Euglenozoa; Kinetoplastea; Trypanosomatida; Trypanosomatidae
Source: the annotation of a GenBank genome assembly